ACUUCCUGCAUUGUCAAGCAGCUUGUAAUGUUUUGCGGGAACGGUGGACUCGCACAGAUUCAAAUAUGACAUUUAUUUUGCAGUAGAUAUCACGUUGAUACAUUUGUAAUUCACGGUCUGCUACUGUGUCGCGAGGGAUAUCAUCGGUUUGUUGCUGUUCGUUUUGAUUGUCUUCCCUUCCUCAGACCGGUAAACAAAUACAGAGGAUGGCAAAGCUGAAUUUUUAACAGAUGUUCUGUCCAUUUUGUGCACCAAUAACAUUUGAGUGUAUGAACAUGAGCAAGGCGAAGUCAACUAGGGACCGAAGGAUCGCUCUGCCCGGCGUCACAAGGGUGACUCGCAGUUCCAUCAACCCUCAGGACUCUCGGCGCUCUAAACCCACAGAUUCAGGCCUGGUGGACGACCUCAGCCUCAUGAGCGUGAGUGAACAGCAGGCCUCAUUAGCACGGAAAGGGAAGUCCUACCAGAGUUCUAAGGCCGUUCUCUCCUCCUCGCCCUCUGGCAGCUCUGUUCCGCGCGGGGCUUUGGAAACUAUCAGCCGGCUGAUGAAGCUGGGCCGGGUGCGAAACAUUGUGGUGGUUGCUGGAGCAGGUAUCAGCACAGGCAGUGGUAUACCAGACUUCAGGACGCCAGGAACAGGUCUUUAUGCGAACCUUGCAAAGUAUGACAUUCCUUAUCCAGAGGCCAUCUUUAACAUCGACUACUUCUCUGACAACCCUCAUCCUUUCUUCUCAUUGGCUAAAGAGCUGUACCCUGGACACCACCGUCCAAACUAUGUUCACUAUUUCAUCCGUAUGCUGCAUCAGAAGGGCCUGCUGCUCCGCAUGUAUACUCAGAACAUCGAUGGGCUCGAAAAACUGUGCGGUAUCCCAGAUGACAAACUUGUGGAGGCUCAUGGGAGUUUUGCCACUGCUGCCUGCCACCUCUGCUAUACACCUUAUCCUGCUGAGGAAGCCAAGCAAGCUAUAAUGAACGGCAACGUUCCCAUCUGUACAUUUUGUGCCGGGGCAGUCAAACCUAACGUUGUGUUCUUUGGAGAAGAUCUGCCAGAAAAGUACUUUCAACAUGCUCAAGAUUUCCCAAAAGCUGACCUUCUCAUGAUCAUGGGCACUUCUUUAAAGAUCGAGCCGUUUGCCAGCCUGGUCAACACAGUGAAGUCUACAGUGCCUCGUCUGCUGCUGAACCGUGAUCCAGUUGGGCCCUUUGAACGCAGGCCCCUGAGGAGGGCUGACUACAUGGAGCUGGGAGAUCUUUCUGAUUCUGUCCAAAAGCUUGCAGAGAUCCUGGGAUGGCAUUCUGAGAUUCAAGACCUAAUGAACAGCCAUGAAACUGGGCUUUGUUCUUAUACUGACCCCAGCAAUAGCAGCGGUGAGAACAGUGACUCGUCAGAGACUGACAGCAUGCACUAAUGUCAUCUACAGGCUUUGUAUGUUUAAAAUCACGGACUAUGGCAAUGGACACCUAGCAAGGCUUCAAAACCCACAGUGAUGUUUAUGUAUAUCCUUACAUCUGAAUAUUUUAGGAUAUCAAUGUUCUUACCAGUAGUAACAGCCAGUUUGACUGUAUCUGGGCAGUCUUUUCCUAAAACAGAUAAACCGCAGCCUUGUUUGAUCACACAGUGAAACUUGGUCGUGUUUCUGGUGGGAUUAGACUACAUUUUUGUUGGGUUUAUAAUAAUUAUCUGCAUAAUGUCUGCUGCUCAUUUUGACUGAAAACCUGCUUCUGAAUUCCUUAUAAAUUCUAGCACUUAUACUCUUUAUGGAAAGCCGUAAUGAAUAAGCAGCGAACUGUAAUUACAUCACAUCUGCACAUCCUGAUUCAAAUAUAAGGACCUGUUUAGAAUGCAAAAUUUCUGCUUUUUAAGGUAAAAUAAGUUUUUAUCAGACCCUGAAAUGUGGGACUUUAGUUAGUUUAGGACCACUAUGAACAAAUAAAAUGUGUUAUAAGGCUCCUUUAGCAUUCUACAAAGUAUAUUCAAACUGUUUUUUUUAUGUAAAUGUCUAUAUAUUUGUUUGCUAGUUGCAAGUCAUUUUGGUAUCCAAUGAGUCAGUUUGGCCCCAGCGAGUGAACUGUGCUAAAUUAGCAUGGGAGGCAUGACCUCCCAAGUGUGCAGUGCCCCCACUGUGUGUUUUCACAGGCACUGCAGCUUCCAAGCAGGAGCUCCAACCCCUCCAAAACUCUAAUAAAUGUCUUUGGUCGGCAACAAAGAACCCCAAUAUCCUGCUGCUGUGUGUAUGUGUGAGGUUCUGUGUAUGAGAACGGCUGUGAGCACAAUUUGAUUUUGCACAGGAUCAGUGAAGUAGCUGGUAAUUACCACACUGCUGUGAUCAUAUCGGUUCAUGUCCCUCAGGGAUUUUGGCACAUUGAGAAAUAUGGGUGAAAAGCCAGAAUGACUGUUAAAUGUUUGUCCAUUUUCGUUUCUUUAUUCAUAUAUGCUGGUUGCCAUGUUUGUUUUGUUGAAGCCUGUUUACCAGCUGUCUUUUAGAUUCAUGGAAUGAUUUUGUUAAAAAGGGGACUGUGUUGCCUCUCCAGUUAAAGCUUGCAUUUGUUGUUAACAUUCUCACCAUUUGUACUUCUGAAUAUUAAAAUGCUGCUUUUUUUAUUAUAUCUUGUUAUUAAAGAUUGCAUCUUAUGGUAUUUAAUACAUA
This is a messenger RNA of Carassius gibelio (silver crucian carp), 2648 nucleotides long. RefSeq lists its product as uncharacterized. The record is from RefSeq and is a predicted model, not a curated record. Bases 231 to 1409 code for a protein of 392 amino acids. Gene Ontology annotation, molecular function: NAD+ binding. Lineage: Eukaryota; Metazoa; Chordata; Actinopteri; Cypriniformes; Cyprinidae. The transcript is spliced from 8 exons.